Messenger RNA from Mytilinidion resinicola, 332 nucleotides. RefSeq lists its product as uncharacterized. Bases 58 to 252 code for a protein of 64 amino acids. NCBI's taxonomy places the organism in Eukaryota, Fungi, Ascomycota, Dothideomycetes, Mytilinidiales, Mytilinidiaceae. The record is from RefSeq and is a predicted model, not a curated record. The transcript has a single exon.
GUACGACAUAUUCGAGGCAAACGGCUCUCGGAAUGGCUUCCAUGUAGUCACAUACCAAUGACUUACAAGCACUCGACAUUUGGCUGCCUCUGCACAUCUUUGAACGACCCACCAGACAACCCUAUUUUUAUAUCCGCUUCGAAACAGACGCCUUGCCUGGGCCUAGUAUUAUCCUUCUACGUAUUUUCCAUCCUCGUGUACUUGUCAAUGCCCUUAUGUUAUUUGCCGUCUUGGUUUCCUUACGUCAAUUAGCUAUGCAACGAGGCCUUUCCGCGUGAGGGCCUCUAGAAAACCCUUUCAUAGAAUAAUACCUGACAUAAAUAGAACAAGUC